Diaporthe amygdali is the source of this 2370-nucleotide messenger RNA. RefSeq lists its product as uncharacterized. The record is from RefSeq and is a predicted model, not a curated record. Gene Ontology annotation, biological process: proteolysis. Gene Ontology annotation, molecular function: serine-type peptidase activity; dipeptidyl-peptidase activity. The coding region runs from base 1 to 2370 and encodes 789 amino acids. Lineage: Eukaryota; Fungi; Ascomycota; Sordariomycetes; Diaporthales; Diaporthaceae. The transcript has a single exon.
AUGAAGGGCUUCACCACCCUCUCUUUGGCCGCGUCGGUCUUGGCCGUCCAGGCUGUCAGCCCACCCCGGGGCACUGGCUUCCCAAAGACGAACGGCACACGUCUUCUCGCGUUCAAUGAGACCGUGCCGAGUACGCGUAUCUCUCCCAGUUCGGUUUCUCUUGCCUGGGUCGAUGGAGAAACCGACGGCAGCUACAUUUCGUCCGACUCUGACGGUGCACUCAUUAUUUCGAACGCGGUGACCGGCGAGAAUUCCACGUUUGUAUCCGCUGAUCAGGUGCCGGCGGACAGCUAUGAUUACUGGAUCAGCAGCGACUCCAGCAGGGUCCUCUGGGCUACCAACUACACAAAGCAGUACCGUCAUUCGUACUUUGCAGACUACUACAUCCUGGAUGUCCAAAGCGGCGCCCUCACCCCGCUUGUUGAGGACCAGGUUGGCGAUCUCCAGUAUGCUGAGUGGAGUCCCACUGGUGACCGGAUUGCUUUCGUCCGCGGCAAUGAUCUUUAUCUAUGGGCAGACGGCGAGGUGACAAGAAUCACACACGACGGUGGCCCCGACACAUUCAAUGCCGUCCCAGAUUGGGUCUACGAAGAAGAAAUUCUUGGCGACCGCUAUUCACUCUGGUGGAGCCCCGACGGAACCAAGAUCGCUUUCCUCAGCUUCAACGAAACCGGAGUUGGCACCUUUACUGUAUCCUACUACGCCGCGAACACUCAGUAUGGGCCGUCCUAUCCGCGCGAGCUCGCAAUUCGAUAUCCCAAAGUUGGCACGAAGAAUCCGACAGUUCUGUUCAACCUGCUUGAUGUUGAGGACUCGACCGUUACGAACAUUCCCAUCGACGCCUUUGGCGCUGAUGACCUCAUUAUUGGCGAGGUCGCCUGGGUCACAGAAGACAGCUCAAAUGUUCUCUUCCGCGCAUACAACCGAGUGCAGGAUGCCGAGAAGAUCGUGAACGUCAACGCUCAGGAUGCCACGAGCUCAGUCAUCCGAGAGCGGACUGAAAGCACGGGAUGGCUCGACAACAACAUUGCUAUUCAGUAUAUCGGCGCCCUGGGUGGCAACGGGAGCACCAACGGCACGUACCCAGCUGACUCGAGCUACUAUCUUGAUCUCUCUGAUGAAUCUGGAUGGGCACACAUCUACCUCUUCCCUGUGAGCGGAGGAUCCCCCAUUCCACUCACUUCGGGCGAAUGGGAGGUUCGCUCAAUCCUCAAGGUUGAUAGCACCCGCGGUCUCGUGUAUUACACUUCGACCGAGCGCCACUCAACCGAGUCACAUCUGUACGUCGUCAACUACCGCACCGGAGCGAAGCGGUCCCUUGUGGAUGACACUGUGCCUGGCUACUGGUCAGCCUCUUUCUCCACGGGCGGGUCAUACUACCAGCUUUCUUACCAGGGUCCGGAUGUCCCAUACCAGGAGCUGUACAGCAUUAAUAGUACCACACCCCUUCGCACUCUUGAAGACAACGCAGCAUUCAUCGUUCGCAUUAACGAGUAUCGCCUACCCGAGAUAACAUGGUUCGAGCUCGACCACCCUGACGGCUCGAAGCUCAACGUGUAUCAACGUUUGCCCGCAAAUUACGACCCCAACAAGAAGUAUCCGGUGCUUUUCAACCCUUACGGAGGCCCUGGUGCGCAGAACGUCAACAAGGCGUGGAAAGCAUUGAACUACAACGCAUACGUCUCAUCCGACCCAGAACUCGAGUAUAUCCAGUGGGUCGUUGACAACCGCGGAACGGGCUACAAGGGCCGUGCGUUCAGAGCACAGGUGACGGGCCACCUGGGCGACCUUGAGGCGCAAGAUCAAGUUUGGGCUGCGCAGCAGAUCAUCGAGAGGCUGCCCUCUGCAGAUGCGAACCACGUUGCCCAUUGGGGCUGGUCAUACGGCGGGUACCUCACCUCCAAGGUUGUCGAGCUCGACAGCGGCGUCUUCACGCUCGGACUUAUCACCGCGCCUGUUACGGACUGGCGGUUCUACGACUCGAUGUACACAGAACGGUACAUGAAGACACCGGAAUUGAACGGGGCAGGCUAUAACGCCUCUGCUGUGAGGAAGACGGAUGGCUUUAAGAAUAUCGCUGGCGGAUUCCAGAUCACCCACGGUCUUGGCGACGACAACGUGCACUUUCAGAAUACCGCUGUGCUCACCAACAACCUGAUGGGUCAAGGUGUGAGCCCGGAGAAGUUUGAUGCAGUGGUCUUCAGCGACUCCGAUCACAAUAUUAGGUAUAACGGCGAUGGGGUCUUCCUGUAUAAGACGCUGACAAAGAGGCUUUGGGAAGAGAAGAAGCGCGUGCCAGGUCAGGCUCCGGCGAUCCAUCAAUGGAGCAGGAGGAAGGAUGGAGUGGUCGAAGUGGCGUUCAAAGCGUAA